Molecule: messenger RNA, 5796 nt
Organism: Malaya genurostris
Lineage: Eukaryota; Metazoa; Arthropoda; Insecta; Diptera; Culicidae
Exons: 4
Coding region: 1-5796 (1931 amino acids)
Biological process (GO): DNA integration
Molecular function (GO): nucleic acid binding
Source: RefSeq, a predicted model, not a curated record
AUGGUUGGACCAAAUCCAAACCCUGAAAAGUCAGGAUAUAAUUGCGCGGCUUGUAAUCGUCCGGAUAAUGAAGAGUCGCAAAUGGUAUUUUGUGAUCAUUGUGAGCGAUGGUAUCAUUUUGGUUGCGCCGGUGUUACAGCGGAAAUAAAGGACGUUUCGUGGUGCUGUCAAAAGUGCGUUAGUAUCGGAACCGGCGAUUCGAGUUCGGACGGUCUAAACGAGGAGUUGGAAAAGCUCGAGCAGGAGAAAAAGAAACAGAAAAAGGCACUCAAGAAGGAAAAAGUCUUGCAUCAGAAGCGCUUGGAAAUGCAACAGGAGCUCUUCGAGAUGCGUCAAUCGUUGGAAAAGGAAAAGAGGGAGAUGGAAUUGGCGUUCGAAAAGGCACAGAUAAAUAAAAGGAUCGCUGCUGAAGAAGCGCAUCAGAAAAAGCUGGACGAAAUGCGGACGGAGAUGGAAGGAAAGUUGAAACAGUUGCAAUUAAAACGGAAAAACGAGUUAGUUAAAGAAAAAGACGUUCAAAAGGAUGAAAUAGGAGGUGAAGGAGCGGGAAGCUCGAAAAUGGUAACGCGUAAACAGACGCAACCGGAGCCUGCAGCAUCAGGAAAAGAGCCCGAGAAGAAAAAGUCGGGGAAUAAAAAGCCUGGAAAAGUGGAUCCGUCGUCAACUAGCGUGAGCGAAUUUAGAGGAGCAUACCGCAAACAUUCGACACCGAAAGCAACCGGAAAGUUCGUCGAAAAAUUUGUUAAAGGACCGGCUACUCUGCCGGACAGUUUCAUGUUUGGUAACGCGAGCAAUAAAACACCAACCGGACAUCCAGAAGUUCCCAGGAAGAGCGCCAAGAUUAUGCAAGAGUCGUUCGAAGAAGAUGAGCAUAGUACCGGAUCGGAGCAAGAGAGUUCAGAAGAGGAGGAAGAAGGUGGCGAAAGCGGACAAGAGAGUUCGGCAAAUUCCGAGAAAGAUGAAAGGAAAAAACGAUCGUCUCGAAAAGUUGAUCAUUCGAAACGGGGCGAACAUCGUGAGCCGACUAAAGCACAGUUGUCCGCUCGGCAGUUUUUGUCCAGGAAUUAUGAGACGUCGACGGAGGCGUGCGGCUUUUCCAAUGUCGAAAACCUGGGGCGACUUCAAGAGUGCCUAAAGGGUGAAGCGCUAGAAGCGGUGAGAGGCAGACUACUUUUGCCGAAAUCAGUUCCGAACAUCAUUGAGACCCUACGUAUGCUGUAUGGACGACCAGAGCGCCUACUGAACAUGCUGCUAGCGAAGGUUCGCAACACAGCACCGCCGAAGGCUGAUCGGUUGGUAACUUUCAUAGGGUUCGGAGUGGUAGUCCAACAACUUGCCGAUCAUUUGGAAGCUACCGGACUAACUACGCAUCUGGUGAAUCCGAUGCUCAUUCAAGAGCUAACCGAAAAGCUACCCGCAGGAACACAGCUGGAUUGGGUGCGGUACAGAAGAAGAAGCAAGGUGGUUACACUGCGAACGUUAUCGAAUUUUCUUACGAGUAUCGUACAAGACGCAAGUGAAAUCGUGGCAUACGGAGAAUCAUCCGGAACUGCGGAAUAUGGAUCUAGAAAGAGCAAAACGAAGAUCAGAACGAAUGAAGGGUUUGUGCAUGCACACGACGCAUUGGAAAGUAGACACUCAGGUCUAUCAGUGAAGGAGAGAAUACCGUGUAGAAUCUGUGGUGGACUGAAUCACCGAAUUAGAAACUGUGAUAAGUUUCGAAAACUGUCUCUCGUCGAACGGUGGGAAGCUGUCCGUAAAUGGCAGCUGUGUCAACUGUGCUUGAACGAACACGGAGCGGCUAACUGUAAGCUUAGUUUCCGUUGCGACAUCGAAGGAUGUAAAGAUCGUCACAAUCCUCUGCUACACGCGUUGAGAUCGUCUACCGGUUCAAACUGCAACAUCCAUUCUAGCCAACCGAAGUCUUCCGUAAUCUUUCGAAUGAUACCUGUUACGUUGUACUGCGGAAAGUUUGCAGUAGAUACGAUCGCGUUCCUGGAUGAAGGCUCGUCGUACACUCGGUGGAAAAGGAGAUCAGCUCAGCGUUUUCUGAUAAAAGGCGCUCACACGGUAGAAAGCUUAAAGCUUCCGACGCAUUCCCUACCUCUGUCCGAAAUCGUGAAACAGUACGAUCAUCUACGAGGUUUGCCGAUUGCUGAUAUUCGUUCAGCUACUCCACGGAUUUUGAUCGGGCUAAAGGAUAUACACCUGUACGCGCCGAUAGAAUCCAAAAUUGGUCGGCCAGAAGAGCCGAUAGCGGUCAGAUCGAAGCUAGGCUGGACUAUUUACGGUCCGAUGGAAGCAGUCACGACAAGUAGCGGAAUUGUCGGCCAUCAUACGUGCAGCACCGUUACGAACCAAGAGCUCCACGAUCUGCUUAAGAGCUACUAUACGCUAGAGGAGUCUGGUAUAUCGGUGGCCUUGCUUCCCGAACCAGAAGAAGACAGGAGAGCGAAGGAUAUACUAAAAAAGACAACGAAAAGGAUUGGUGAUUGCUUCGAAACAGGUCUGUUGUGGAAGGAAGAUAAUCCCGAAUUCCCCGAUAGCUAUCUUAUGGCUGUCAAGCGUUUAAAAUGUUUGGAGAAUCGUCUGAGGAAAAAUCCAGAGUUGUACGAUAAAGUACGUAGAACGAUCGCUGACUACUUGGCUAAAGGGUACGCCCACAAGGCGACAUCGUCAGAGCUAGCGGCAUUUGAUAGCAACAAAGUGUGGCAUGUGCCGCUGAAUUUCGUUUACAAUCCAAAGAAGGAGAAGUUUCGCCUAGUAUGGGAUGCAAGAGCAGAAGUUAGAGGAGUUUCGCUAAACUCAAAGCUAUUGAAGGUACCAGAUAUGCUAACCGCCCUACCAGCUGUUAUAUCUAAGUUCCGAGAGCGGGAAAUCGGUUUUGGCGCGGACAUCAAGGAGAUGUACCACCAGUUACGGAUUCGAGAUGAAGAUAAGCGAGUACAAAGAUUCCUGUUCCGGAACGAUUCGUCCGCGAAGCCGGAUGUUUACGUAAUGGACGUGGCAACGUUUGGAUCGACGAGUUCGCCAUGCUCCGCACAAUAUGUAAAAAACAUAAACGCGAAAGAAUAUGCGGGACAGUUUCCAGCGGCUGCAAAAGCCAUAAUCGAAAAUCACUACGUCGAUGACUACUUCGACAGCGCGGACACAAUCGAAGAAGCAGUGGAACGAGCAAAAGAUGUGCGUUACGUCCAUUCCAAGGGUGGUUUCGAGCUACGAAACUGGGUCUCCAACUCCGACGAGUUUUUAGUAGCCUUGGGAGAACGAAAAGCCAAUCAGUGCGUACGCUUUAGUGAAGAUAAGGAAUCCGGAUCCGAGCGAGUACUAGGGAUCGUAUGGAGUCCCGCUAGCGAUGAAUUUUCGUUUUCCACCACGUCGAGAGACGAUCUAACACCAUUUCUAUUCGGUGAGCGACUACCAACGAAAAGAAUCGUGAUGAGUUGCGUGAUGAGCUUCUUUGACCCGUUAGGACUGUUGUCGAACUUUACGUUUUAUGGCAAGUUACUGAUUCAAGAUCUAUGGCGCAGCGGAUGCGAGUGGGAUCAGCAAAUCGAUAGCGAUUGUGCAGAAAAGUGGGAAAACUGGAUCAGACGGCUUCCGGAUGUUGAAACCGUGCGAAUUCCUCGCUAUUUCUUUCGUAGGAGCUGUUCAGUAGACUACGGCAGCCUGCAGUUGCAUACGUUCACCGACGCGAGUCAAGACGCGUACGGGACAGCUGUGUAUCUCCGGGUAGAGACGACCGAAGGACCAAUAUGUUCGCUUGUGAUGUCGAAGUCAAAGGUUUCACCACUACAGCACAUGUCAAUUCCCCGUUUGGAGCUCCAAGCAGCUGUGUUAGGUGCAAGACUUGCCAACUCUGUCUCCGAUGUUCUUUCGCUUGAAGUGAAACGACGAUUCAUGUGGUCCGAUUCGAAAACGGUGUUGUCAUGGAUACACUCCGACCAUCGCCGAUACAAGCAAUUCGUGGCAUUCAGGAUCGGUGAAAUACACAGUCUGACGAAGCUCACUGAUUGGAGAUGGGUGCCAACGAAAUGCAACGUUGCCGACGCUUUGACAAAGUGGGGAAAAACGCACAGCCUUUAUUCUGACGGAUCUUGGUUUCGCGGUCCUGAAUUCCUUCGUCUAUCGGAGAAUCGUUGGCCAAAGCAAAUAGAAUUGAAACCGAAUGUAGCCGAAGAAGUACGAGCCUGUUUCCUAUUUCACGAGGUUAGAACGAUUGAAUCGAUGGUGGAGCCGCAGCGGUUCUUGAAGUGGAGGGUCUUAGUUCGAACGCUGGCGUGUGUCUUCAGAUUCAUCACGAAUUGCAAGCUGAAGAGAAAGGGAUUGCCGAUAGAAGCGGUUCCGACUAGCGCGGUGUUCGAGAAGGUGGUAAAAAAAGGCGCGCGAUCGAAGAUUGUACCGUUGAAGCGCGAAGAGUACCAAAAGGCAGAGGCGUAUCUUUGGAGGUCGGCUCAGGCUGAUUGCUUUGAAGACGAAGUCAGGACGUUGAAGAAGAACCGACAUCUACCGAUUGAACAGUAUCACCAACUGGAAAGGGCCAGUAGUAUUUACGGUUUGAGCCCGUUUUUGGACGCCGAGGACGUGCUACGUAUGGAGGGUAGAGCAGCACGAGGAUCGUCGCUGCCAUUCGAACUAAAGUUUCCGAUUAUUCUACCGAAGAAGCAUCCGGUCACUGAUAAGCUGCUUGAUUAUUAUCAUCAACAAGUAGCUCACGGGAACGCGGAGACUGCCGUAAACGUGACACGCCAACGUUUCUACAUUCAGGGACUGCGCGCAGAGUUGAAACGUAUCGCAAGGGACUGUGUGUGGUGCAAGGUGCACAAAUGUCGACCGACGACCCCCAGAAUGGCUCCACUUCCGGAAUCGCGUGUUACGCCGAAUCUUCCGGCAUUCAGUCAUACCGGCGUAGAUUAUUGCGGACCUUUGACAGUAACUGUUGGCCGAAGAUCUGAAAAACGAUACAUCUGUCUAUUUACGUGUAUGACGACGAGAGCAGUACAUCUUGAGGUAGCGCACAGUCUGACAACUCAGGCAUGUCUGAUGGCUAUACGGCGAUUCGUGUGCCGUAGAGGGAAACCGCUAGAGUUCUACUCGGACAACGGUACGAAUUUCCAAGCAGCAAGUAAAGAGAUCAUGCAGCAGAUUGGGACCGAUUGUGAAAACGAGUUUACCGAUUCCAGGACACGCUGGAAUUUCAACCCACCCAGCGCACCUCACAUGGGCGGGGUUUGGGAGCGACUUGUUCGCUCCGUAAAAGCAGCUCUAACUGUAUUCGACGAUGGUCGGUCAUUGACCGAUGAAGUACUCCUAACGACUAUUGCAGAAGCCGAGGACCUGAUCAACUCUCGGCCUUUAACUUAUGUUUCUCUGGAGCCGGAACUAGAAGAAGCAUUGACCCCGAAUCAUUUCAUUCGCGGUGUCGGUGCUAUCAAUGCAGAGUGUUUCAUCCCGUCGACAAGCGAAGCCGAAGCACUCCGUGAUCGAUACAAACGAUCGCAGCGACUAGCAGAUAAGCUGUGGAUACGGUGGGUGUCCGAAUACCUGCCGUCGAUCAACCGACGGACGAAGUGGCACUCUGAGGCACCGCCACUAUCCCGUGGCGAAUUGGUGUACAUUACGGACGACGCGAUGCGGAAAAGCUGGGUCCGUGGCGUUGUGACGGAAAUCUACCCGGGAGCGGAUGGCAGAAUCCGUCAGGCGAUGGUUAUGACUGCUAAUGGUAAGUUUAGGAGACCGGUGACGAAGCUUGCAGUGCUCGAAGUGCAGGAUCGUAAAUCCGGUAAUGCUGAUUAG